AUGUCCAACAAUGACAGUAAUGGAAGUUCACCAUCUGGAGCUACAAAACCUUCUCAUCCACAGUUAGACAUGCGUCAAGAAGCUGCGAUAACAGAAAAAAGAAGACAGUUAAAAUUGGCUAUUCAAGGAACAUCCGGUGCUUCAUUUGGAUUCAAUUCUCCAAUUCCAAGCUUACAGUCAUUAAAAUUUGAAGAAGAUAAUAAAUUACUAAGCAAUGGUUCAACAACAAAACAACCAAAUUCAUCUAGAGUACGGUUAUCUAAUACUGAAACACUGAGUGAAAAAUCAAGAGAAAGACUAAAAAUGUGUCAAACAAUACAAUCCACUGGAAAACUACAACUUUCUGAAAACAAGGUGUAUGAUUUUACAUCAGAUGAUUUACAAGAUUUAGGAGAGAUUGGUCGAGGUGGCUUUGGAACUGUGAACAAAAUGUUACAUCGUAGUAGUGAUACAGUAAUGGCUGUUAAGAGGAUAAGAUCAACUGUUGAUGAAAAUGAACAAAAACAAUUACUAAUGGACUUGGAUGUUGUAAUGAAAUCUAAUGAAUGCCCUUAUAUUGUACAAUUUUAUGGAGCUCUUUUCAAAGAAGGAGAUUGUUGGAUUUGUAUGGAACUUAUGGACACAUCAUUGGAUAAGUUCUAUAAAUAUGUCUAUGAAAAAUUAAAUCAACGAAUUCCAGAAAAUAUAUUGGGAAAAAUAACUGUUGCGACUGUAAAAGCAUUGAAUUACCUUAAAGAAAAAUUGAAAAUUAUUCACCGUGAUGUUAAGCCCAGCAACAUUCUAUUGGAUUCUCGAGGAAAUAUAAAACUCUGUGACUUUGGUAUCUCAGGGCAGUUAGUGGAUUCUAUAGCAAAAACUAGAGAUGCUGGCUGCCGCCCUUAUAUGGCUCCGGAAAGAAUUGAUCCAGUUCGUGGUCGAGGAGGUUAUGAUGUCCGUUCAGAUGUUUGGUCCUUAGGAAUCACCCUAGUAGAAGUUGCUACUGGGCGGUUUCCAUAUCCAAGAUGGAGUUCUGUUUUUGAACAAUUGUGUCAGGUUGUUCAAGGAGAUCCACCACGAUUGCAGGCUUCUAACAACUUUUCCCCCAAUUUUGUGAAUUUCGUAAAUACUUGUUUGAUAAAAGAAGAAAAUCAAAGGCCUAAAUACAACAAAUUACUAGAACACAUAUUCAUUAAACGAAGUGAUGCUGAUAGUGUAGAUGUAGCUUCUUAUAUUAGUGAAAUAAUGGCUGCAAUGGAAAAUGAUGGUGCAUUCAUGUACACAAUGAAUGACCCUUGA
Macrosiphum euphorbiae (potato aphid) is the source of this 1275-nucleotide messenger RNA. NCBI's taxonomy places the organism in Eukaryota, Metazoa, Arthropoda, Insecta, Hemiptera, Aphididae. The record is from the annotation of a GenBank genome assembly.